This is a messenger RNA of Epinephelus fuscoguttatus (brown-marbled grouper), 1388 nucleotides long. RefSeq names its product oligodendrocyte transcription factor 1 (gene olig1). Gene Ontology annotation, molecular function: protein dimerization activity. Lineage: Eukaryota; Metazoa; Chordata; Actinopteri; Perciformes; Serranidae. The transcript has a single exon. The record is from RefSeq and is a predicted model, not a curated record. The coding region runs from base 295 to 1068 and encodes 257 amino acids.
GCUGUGGAAAUGAGAUAAAACUGAGCGGCCACUUUAGGAAGCUCUCAUUCACUCACUCAGAAACCUCCGAAGCCAAAAGUGAAAAGGUCUGGGGACUCGUCAUUGUGCUGGAUGGCAGCUGUUUUCUGCAGCCAAAGGGGAGAUCAACAGGUGGAGGGAAGGAAGAUUUGAUUUCUGCAGUGUGUGGAUUUUUUUUGUGAAGUAUUUUUGCACUGUUUAUUUUUGUUUUUCUCUGAAAUUUUUAAGAAGACUCUGAGCUAAACCUCUGAAGACUAGCACACCUCUGAACAGACUAUGAAUGUGCUGUCCAACCCAGUGAUCAGAGCCCAGGAGCAGUCUCUACCUCUCUGUGGCCCCAGCUCUGUCCAGGACUUACCCCACUGCCCUCCAGGGUUCAACCUGAGCUCCCGCCUGAACCCUGCGCCCAUGCUUGGCCUCCAGGGCGGCCAAAGACCAACCAAACCACAGAGGGAGCUGAGCCCAGAGGAGCAGCAGGAGCUCAGAAGGAAGAUCAACAGCAGGGAGAGGAAGAGGAUGCAGGACUUAAACAUUGCCAUGGACGCCCUGAGGGAGGUCAUGGUGCCUUACGCCUCCUCACCAUCCUCUGCCUCCUCCUCUCAGUCCCACCAGCCCGGAGCUCCUCCAGGCCGCAGGCUCUCCAAGAUCUCCACCCUGGUUUUGGCCAGGAACUACAUCCUCCUGCUGGGCUCGUCUCUGCAGGAGAUGCGGCGGCUGCUGGGGGAGGUAAGCGUCGGGAUGGGGGUGAACACAGGACCUGUCCCUCGGCUGCUGCUCGCUGGAGGGUGGCCCCUCAUCUCCGGCCCCAGUCAGCUCCUCCUCACCCAGGAGUCCCUCCUCACCUCAGCAGCCUCGUCCUCCUCCUCUUCCUCUGCUUCAUCCUCCUCUGCUGCCAAAUGUUCCCUGUUGUCGCCGGGCCCCAUGGAGGCCUCGCUGGCUCCUGUGCAGUGGAGCUCUGCAGGGGCCUCAGGAGGGCCCCUGUGCCCCUGUGGAGUCUGCAGACUGCCCAGAUUUAGCCACUCUACUCCGGCUCCAAGAUUCCCAAAGUGACACCUUGGAGCUGCAGUUUAAGACUUGAUGACUGUUACAUGUAUGCAACAACUUUUAUAUGAAUUGUAUUUUUCUAACAUUUUUAACACGUUUAUAAUAAUCUACUGCAAUAACUCACUUAUCCUUCGAGCAUUUUAAACCUAAUGGAUCUAUUCUGUAUUUGGUAAGCCUGUUUCUUCAUGAAGUAGAUCUAAUAAUCUCCUUUAUGUUCCAGAGAUAAAUUCAUUUUAUUACUUCUUAUGUCACCAGCAGAGAAACAAGUGACUACUUUGAUUAUUUUUUGUUGAGUGUGUGGCUGUAAUGACUGCGUAUGUAGCAAU